GAGUUUCACUCUUGUCACCCAGGCUGGAGUGCAAUGGCACAAUCUCGGCUUACUGCAACUUCCGCCUCCUGGGUUCAAGGGAUUCUCCUGCCUCAGCCUCCUGAGUAGCUGGGAUUAUAGGCACACACCAUCAUGCCCAGCUAAUUUUUGUAUUUUUAGUAGAGACGGAGUUUCACCAUCUUGGCCAGGCUAGUCUCGAACUCCUGACCUCAGGUGAUCCACCCCCUCAACCUCCCAAAGUGUUGGGAUUACAGACGUGAGCCACGGCGCCCGGCCAAGAUUCUUUGUAAAGAAGCUAACUUGGAAUAGUUUAGUCACAGGCCUAUCUCAAGGGACCUUUUGAGAGCUUUACUAAAUCAAAGUUGGCAUGAAUUCAUUGUCAAUAUUGAGUGCCUAUUACUUGUAAGGCUCAGUAUGGUCUAAAGCAGGCAGGCUUGGCCUUAGAAUGUGAAACAAAGGAAGUAGGUGGUAAUAACAGAGACAGUCAACUCUGUAAUAGUGUAGAGCCUGGGCCUAGGAAUCAGACUCACCUGGGUUUCAAUUCCUAUUGCACCACUUACUAGCUGUGAGAUCCUGUGCAAGCCAAGGGAAUAUAUAAUGCCUACUUCAUAGAGCGGCCAGGAGGGAGAAUGAGAUCAUUGUAAAGGGUUUGCUGCAGUGCUGGCACAUAGUAAGUAUUCAGUUAAUGUUAUCCCCUGUUACUAUUAAUUUUUUUUUCUGAAUCCUAAUGAAGUGUCAAGAAUGUUUCCUUAGAAUCAUAAAACAGCUGGAGAUUGAAAAGACUUUUGAAGUUUUCCGGUUAUCUCCACUGUCCUGGGAGAGUACUUUCAUCCCUUUUCCGCUGACACUUAAAACCACGGAAUAAAUACUACAACUGGAUUAUUCUAAUUAGUGGUGGAAUAACAGGAAACAACAUGUGUGGAAAGGCCAAGGGAAUAUGUGGGGGAAGACGGAGACUAGUGGGAGAGGCACUGAGAGAGUGUAAGGGGCACACUCCAAAGGGAGAAAAUACAGGGAAGACAAAUAGAAAAAAAGACAGAAAAGAUGUCCUCAGACAAGUGUAAGGACAAGAGUGAGAAAAAGGAAAGAAGGAGAAUACAGAGGGACCUUAAUUUGUGAAUGCAGUCACCGACACGGUUUAAGAGUCAAACGUUCUGAGUUCUAAUCACUGUAAAAUGCAUGGUUAUAAAACAUACUGCUUAACUUCUCUGAGCCGUUUUCUUUAGAGUUUGCAGCGUAGAUUAGAUGAGAUUAGUGGGACGGACGCUCUGUUAAAGAGAAAACUCUUCAAAUAAGCCGUUAAGAAUGAGAGAGAAAGCUGCAGAAAAAGAGAAGUGGAAAGAGAGGGAGGAAAGGGAAAGUGUAAGAGGAAUUGUUCACAAGGCAGGUGAGAACUAAGGGAAACCACUGUAACGGUGCUGCUGUGGCUACUGCGGUGACUACUUCAGCACAUCAAGCGUUGACAACUUGCCAAGUUCGUUAUUAGAGUUCUACAUGCACAAUUUCAUGCUCCCCUCACAGCAUUUCUAUGGGGCUAGGUUCUUGUAUUUUCCGCGUUUUACAGAAGAUAUAGAGAGGUUUUGUAACUUUCCCAAGGUCUUACAACUGGGAAGUUGUGGCCAGGAAGGGAUUCAAACGCACGUCUGUUUACCUGUCAAGCCAGUGCUGUUAAAAUCAUCUCUAAGAACCUUGAAAAAGGCUCGGUUGCUAGUCAUCCCGUAGGUUCAACGCCGGCGCCCAGGCACCACUCGCCACGCCCUUUCUCCGCCCGGGGGUUUUGAAAGUUCCGCCUCUUCUCGAACGGCGUCCCGUCUCCAUGGAGAUCGGCGUGGGGCGAGACUUCCUGCCUCACGCGCGAGCACUUCCGCCUCGAGCCGGAAGCGCCGUCCUUCACAGCGAGAGUUCCUGCGCGUGGGGAGUUGGAGAGUUUGCGUGGCGGGAACGCGGCGGCAGUGAGAGCGAGCGGCGCCGGCUCUUGCGUCCGGUGCGGCGAUGCUGACCCCGGCGUUCGACCUCAGCCAGGAUCCGGACUUCCUGACUAUCGCCAUCCGCGUGCCCUACGCCCGGGUCUCCGAGUUCGACGUCUACUUCGAGGGGUCUGACUUCAAGUUCUACGCCAAGCCAUACUUUCUCAGAUUAACCCUUCCUGGAAGAAUUGUAGAAAAUGGAAGCGAGCAAGGGUCCUAUGAUGCAGAUAAAGGAAUUUUUACCAUUCGCCUGCCCAAAGAAACCCCUGGCCAGCAUUUUGAGGGGCUGAACAUGUUAACUGCUCUUCUGGCACCAAGAAAAUCCAGGACAGCAAAACCACUUGUGGAAGAAAUAGGUGCUUCUGAGAUUCCUGAGGAGGUAGUUGACGAUGAAGAGUUUGAUUGGGAAAUUGAGCAGACACCCUAUGAAGAGGUAUCAGAAAGUGAUUUGAAUCCGCAGUGCCACUAUGGAUUUGGAAACUUACGAUCAGGAGUGUUGCAGCGGUUACAGGAUGAAUUGAGUGAUGUUAUUGAUGUUAAGGAUCCAGAUUUCACCUCUGCAGCUGAACGAAGACAGAAGCGCCUAGCCGCUGAGCUGGCCAAGUUUGAUCCUGAUCAUUAUCUAGCUGACUUUUUUGAAGACGAGGCGAUUGAACAGAUUUUGAAGUAUAAUCCUUGGUGGACUGACAAAUAUUCAAAAAUGACGGCCUUUUUGGAAAAGAGUCAGGAGCAAGAAAAUCAUGCUACAUUAGUGUCUUUUUCUGAAGAAGAGAAAUAUCAGCUACGAAAAUUUGUCAAUAAAUCUUAUCUGCUGGACAAGAGAGCCUGUCGUCAAGUGUACUACAGUUUGAUUGAUAUCCUUCUGGCAUAUUGCUAUGAAACCCGUGUCACUGAAGGAGAGAAGAAUGUUGAAUCUGCAUGGAAUAUCAGGAAACUAAGUCCAACACUAUGCUGGUUUGAGACUUGGACUAACGUUCAUGAUAUCAUGGUGUCUUUUGGAAGAAGGGUGUUGUGUUACCCACUCUAUCGCCAUUUCAAGCUGGUGAUGAAGGCCUACAGGGACACUAUAAAGAUAUUGCAACUGGGUAAAAGUGCAGUUUUAAAGUGUCUCCUGGAUAUUCACAAAAUUUUUCAGGAAAAUGACCCAGCGUACAUACUGAAUGAUCUCUACAUCUCAGACUACUGUGUGUGGAUUCAGAAAGUCAAAUCCAAAAAGUUGGCAGCUCUUGCAGAAGCCUUAAAGGAAGUCUCCCUUACAAAGGCCCAGCUGGGGUUAGAACUGGAAGAACUAGAAGCAGCAGCACUGCUUGUCCAGGAGGAAGAAACUGCAUUAAAAGCAGCCCAUUCAGUUUCUGGGCAGCAGACACUUUGCUCCAGCUCUGAGGCAAGUGAUUCGGAGGACUUGGACAGCACCGUGUCAUCUGGAAACGAAGACUCAGACUCAGAUUCAGAACAAGAUGAACUCAAAGAUAGUCCAUCUGAGGCAGUCAAUUCUUUGCAAGGUCCCUUUCUUGAAGAAAGCAGUGCCCUUCUUAUUGUUGAUGGUGGAGUACGCAGAAACACAGCCAUCCAGGAGUCUGAUGCCAGUCAGGGAAAGUCACUUGCCUCUUCCCAGCCUCUUGGAGUGUCUGGGCCUCUGAUAGAGGAGCUUGGGGAACAACUGAAGACUACAGUUCAGGUUUCUGAACCCAAGGGCACCACUGCUGUAAACCGCAGCAAUAUGCAGGAGAGAGACGGCUGUCAGACACCAAAUAAUUGACUCUUAGGUGGUUUUAUUCAUUGUUGAGAAAUACGGUAGAUUUGGUUUCAUUUACCAAAUGAGAAUUCCUCAUUUUCACUUUGUAAUUUUUCUUAGUAUAUAGUCAGCCCACUGUAUUUGUGUGUUCCACAUCUGUGGAUUCAACCAACUGCAGAUCAAAAAUAUUUAAGAAAAAAUCGCAUCUGUACCAAACAUGUACAGACUUUUUUCUUGUUAUUAUUCUCUAAAUAAUACAGUAUGACAACUAUUUCCACAGUAUUUACAUUGUAUUGGGUAAUAUAAGUAAUCUAGUGAUGAUUUAAAGUGUACAGGAGGAUGUGGGUAGGUUAUAUGCAAAUGCUGCACCAUUUUUUAUCAGGGACUUGAGCAUCUGAGGAUUUUGGUAUCCUCAGGAGUCCUGGAACCAACCCCCCACAGAUACGGGGACAACUUUAUGACAUUGUCUUUCAAUCAGUGAAUGUUUAUACCUUUUGUUUUCCUUGCUGCGACUGUGAAGAUAAAGUUCAAAAGUAUUUUUACCAAAGUGUAGCUAAUAUUUCAAGCUGAAAAUAAUAGUUCUACUGCCAGUGUCUCGAGAAUGUAGAGCCCAUCAAUAUUUUUAUUUUAGGAGGUGUACUUGACAUCCGAUAAACUGCACAUAUUGGAAGUGUACAAUGUGUUGGCAUAUGUAUACCCUGCAUAAAACUAUCACCGCAAUUGAAGUGAGGAACGGACCCAUCAUUCCCAAGUGUCCUUGUGCCCUGUUAUUAGUUUGCAUGUCCUAGAAUUCUAUGUAAAUUGAAUCAUACAGUAUAUAUCCCUUUUUUGGUCAGGCUUAUUUUAGUCAGUAUAGUUAUUUUGAGAUUCAUCCAUGUGGUAGCAUGUGUCAAGAGUUUUUGUUUUUAUGUUUUUCAUUGCUGAGUACUACUUCAUUGAAUAGAUUUGUUCAUUGACCUAUCAGUGGACACCUGGGUUGUUUCCAGUUUGGGGCUGUUAUAAAUAAAGCUGUUAUGAACAUUUGUAUACAA
Molecule: messenger RNA, 4733 nt
Organism: Pongo pygmaeus (Bornean orangutan)
Lineage: Eukaryota; Metazoa; Chordata; Mammalia; Primates; Hominidae
Gene: SHQ1
Product: SHQ1, H/ACA ribonucleoprotein assembly factor
Exons: 11
Coding region: 1993-3726 (577 amino acids)
Biological process (GO): box H/ACA snoRNP assembly
Cellular component (GO): nucleoplasm; cytoplasm
Source: RefSeq, a predicted model, not a curated record